CCUCAUUAAACAGCGCACAUGAAGAAGAUGAAAUAUGAAAUGAAAAUUAAUAAUAGAUCAGGGAGUGAUAUAGCCUGCAGGGAUGAGAAUUGAGAUGUGAGUGUAGAAACCUAGGAAUUACCAAAUGAUGACGUGGAUAUGAAAUGGACAUAUAAUCAUGUUAUCUUUGGCUUAAAGCUUAGGCCUCCGAUAUAUUAGUUGAGGCAGAACCAAUACUCUUUUCCUUCCUCUGCCUGUUUUAGUUCGACUUUAUUGUGAAAAAUUGUACUCGUUGUUUUUCUCCUUUGUUAUUUAUGAAUUUUUUAGGUGCCAUAUAUUGAUAUAAUUAUCAAUAAUCCUGAUACCACAUUCGCUGAACUCUGAGUAGAUCCGGUCAAACUCAAUUGUGUACAAUAAUUAGUUUUUUCAAUUAAUUUUAAAGAGCUAUAUUUAUUCCUUUUAAGUCCUAAUUCAAUGUUUUGCAUAGAAAAAUCAUAUUAACCGUGCUCUUCAAAAUGACAUCAUUCGAAAUAAAAAAAAAAUAAAAAAAAUUGAGACAUAUAUUAUUAGUCUUUACCAUAAUGAUAAUCUUUGGUAGUACAUAAGAUUACACUAUGGUGGUACGAAAGUCUACCAUGAUAGUAUGUGUACAUGAGAGUAUAGAAUGAUUAUAUACUUGAUGAUAGUAGGAAUAUACUAAUCACUACUUAGCACUUUUAAUCACAGUCUAUCACCCGUUACCACCAUAUACCAGGAUAGUAUAAGGUGGUAUAUUUGGUCCUAGAAUUUUCCCACCCAAAAAUUUUCCCACCCAAAAAUUUGUAGAUCACCAUAUACCACCAUAUGCAAAAAAUUUCAAAUUUUGAAUUAAAAAUGAAAGUGAUACAAAGUGGUACUAGUGUGGUAACGGGUAGUAUGCAAUUGUUUUCUCCAAAUAUAUUAGAAAUUGAUAUAAUUUGAAGAUCACAACGAGUCCAUUCCUUCUUUGCAAAUUUUUUUUUUUUUGCAAUUCAAGUUAAAACAAAGAAAGUACAAACCAAUUAAAAAAAUAAAAGGUAUUUAAUCUCACCUUUCAGAUUUGACUUCACUCAAAAUCAUGGGGUCAAAAGUUAUAUUAAAACAAAUAACUAUGACUUAUUGACUUACACACUCGAUCAUUGACCGUACUAAGAUUAAAUUUAUGUAAGGAUAUCGUUUAGUGCCCUGCACAAAGAAAAUAAUAGUGUGGAGCAGUAGCAACUGAUUGUAUUUAUGGCUGGUGAACGGUUAUAGUGUUAGCGCCGUAACCGAUAAUCGGUUAAUGGUUACAUCGUUAAUUGAGUAAACAGUAAAUUAUCGGUUCCUCGUAGUCAAAUUUAGCUAAUUAUUUAUCGACGAUUAAACAGUUAGUAAUCAACGAUUAAAUGACUAACCGACUAACCAAUUACGAUAUCCUCAUAGUUAGGACCGAAAAUAAUAGGGCUCGAUGAGUUGCAGGCAUAGGAAAAAAUAAUGGGUUGUUUGAAGGACUACAAGAUCUCUUGCGUACUCUAGUUGUAAUAGUGAAGUAGUUAUUUUUUCUUGGACAAUAGUAACGUAGGUUCAAAUGAGAAUAAUUUUAAGGAAGAGCUUUAGAAGGACCACAGUAGAAAGUUGGGCUUAUGCACCGUAGCUCGACAAAAUAAGCAACAUUUAAGCUUCCAUUUAGUUUGGUGGGGUUUAUGAGUUGAUUCAUUGUUGUUGGGUCUCUUAUUUUUGUAAGCUUCUUUAAUCAAAUUUGAUGGUAGAAAGAAUGGUGUUAUUGUGUAUUUGUGUUGGAUUGAGUUGAUUAUAGAUUGAUAUUUAUUUUAAUUAAUUUUUUGGCAAAAUACAGCUAUAUAUCCACAAUUAUCAGGUUUGUGACAAAUAUAUCCACAACUAUCGAAAUACACGAAAUAUCCAAAAAUCGGAAGGUUGUGUGACAAAUCUAUCCACUUCCGUCUGAAACUAUAACGGCGUGUCAGACGACGUUAAAUUGACUAACGGAAUGUUGAAUCGAUGCCAGCUCACCUGACACAUAAGCCAAAAAGCAACCAAACUUUACACGUAGAUGCCAAAUAGGCUAGUUGAAUAAAGACAAAAUAUAGCUGUAUAUCCACAACUAUCAGGUUUGUGACAAAUAUAUCCACCACUAUCAGGUUUGUGACAAAUAUAUCCACAACUAUCGAAAUACACGAAAUAUCCAUUUUCGUCCACUCCGUUAACUCCGUCAGUUAACUUGAUGACUGGACAAACGGUGGAUGCUUAGUUGACGUAUUUCUGACCCCACUGAAUGACGUGGAUUAAAAGAGAAAAAAAUUAAAAACCCUAAAAACCACAGACAGCGAGACUAAACAUUCAACCUAGAAACACGCCCGAUAACCACUGAUUUCCUCCGAUCGACGCCUCCACCCCCAAAUAACCCUAUCCCAAGCCCAGAUUUUGAUUCCAACCACAAUCCCCAACCAUUUCCUCCCUUUUACUCCGACGGCUUCCAUGCAGUCGGUGCCAUGGUGAUACCAAGUUUAAAUCUAACAAAAUCGCCAACAGAGAAGACUACAACAUCGAGGUCUAACAGAUAACGGUGUAAAGUUUGGUUGCUUUUUGGUUUAUGGCAGGUGAGAUGGCAUCGAUUCAGCAUUUUGUUAGUCAAUUUGACGUCGUCUGACAUGUCGUUAUAGUUUCAGACGAAAGUGGAUAGAUUUGUUACACAACCUUUCGAUUUUUGGAUAUUUGGUAUAUUUCGAUAGUCGUGGAUAUAUUUGUCACAAACUUGAUAGUUGUGGAUAUACAACUGUAUUUUGCCUAAUUUGUUUUUCUCUUUUAAUCCACGUCAUUUAGUGGGGCCAGAAGCAUGCCAACUAAGAAUCCAACGUCUGUCCAGUCAUCAAGUUAACUGACGGAGUUAACGGAGUGGACGAAAAUGGAUAUUUCGUGUAUUUCGAUAGUUAUGCAUAUAUUUGUCACAAACCUGAUAGUUGUGGAUAUACAGCUGUAUUUUGCCUAAUUUUUUUAUUCAAUGAUAACAACAUAAAAAAACAUAUACGUAUGGAGGAAACAAUUAACAAAAAUGCACAAUUGAAAAAGGAGGAGGCCUCCCGUUAAUUAGUUAGGCUACUGAUCGAUUAUUUUGGUAUAAACUUGCUGAAUCAAUUGGUUAACGAUUAUCCAACUAAUUGACUAUAUAAUCAAUAACCGACUAUAUGAUUACGGUUAACUGACUAACAUAAACGGUGUGGUUAACGGUAAGUACAAGAUUUGAUAGUUAACUGCGAACUGACUAUACAGUUAUCGUCAUAACCAAAUUAUAACAUCCUUUAAAACUAUUUAAAUUUUCUUUGGGCAUGAAGACGGACGCUACUCAGUGGCGGAUACAUGCAUGGUUAGGGGUGUCCCGGGACACCCCUAAAAUUUGGAAACACGAUUAUUCAACCUACGAUAGUAAUUUGUGUAUGAGAAAAAAAAUGUUUAUGUGGUAGUGGGACACCUUUAAAAUUUGGGAAAAUGAUUAUCCAAUCUCACGCAGUAGUUUGCUUAUUGGUAUAAAUAAUAUUUAAGUAGUAGUUUAUGUGAUUUAAAUUUGGGACACUACCACUAUUAGUUAAUAUAUUUUCAAUUACGCUACAACUCAUUUGUUAUUGUUUAUAUCCAAAUAUAAUAGUAAGAUGCUAUUCUUAUCUCAAAUUAUUUUCAAAACAUAACGAUUAAACUCAAUUACAGGAUAUCCUAGUAAGAUAUGUCAAGAGAUAUUUGUUGAGCAGUAUAAACACCAAAUGCAUUUUAUCAUUUGAUGAAACACGUAUGAACUUUUAAUGAAACUUUUAUUAGUUAGAUAUUUUCAUAUUUAAUAAUUAUUUAAUUUAAUUCUAAUAUUUAAUUUAAUUUAAUUUUUUAUAGAGGACACCCCUACGUAGAAUUCCUGGAUCCGCCACUGACGCUACUGCAUCCUAAUUUCCAUUAAUAUACCGAUCCUGGGCAACCCCGAGGAUAUCAUACGAGUACGAGAGCCAGUACAACAAGUUUGGUUCUGUUUGGUGAAUGUUGGUGCAGCAUGCAGAGCAUUUGCAGCUUCCUUUCCCUACUAUUACUGUGGAGGAAACAGACGAACUGUCGGUCCUCUAUUUUCCUCUUUAUAUGUCUGGAUUGCUAAGCAAAGUGCGUUUGUCUGAAUUCCUUCCGGCUGCCGGCUGGGCGGUAGUGGGAUUUGUUGCGUUGCCGUUGCCAUCGGCUCACUCAAUCGAUUGUCUUUUUCCUCGCAGAUCCGGCUAAUGAUGGAUCCGUGUACUUAAUUUAAGUGCAGCGCCUACGCUAAGCAAGGGUAUUGGAUCCCUAAAGAUACACUACUGUUCCUUCACUACCAAUUUGUGGAUUCUGCAUUCGGCGUUCUUCAUAAUGACCCGAAUCACCCUGGCAAUGAGCGGUUUGGUGCCCACGAGCUAGAUCAAGUUGCGUUGCGUAGACAGAUGGCCCAACUCGGAUCAAAUUAAUUGUUUUUUUUACAAUAUCGGAUCAAAUUAAGCAAUUCGCUUAAUCGCUUUAGUGUAUCCUUAAUAAUUAACUAGUUUUCAUUAUCCCCGCUCCGUUCUGGGUUUUAAGAAAACUGGCAAAACAAAAAUGUUUCAUAUUUAAUGAAAUAUAUCCAUAGAAUGUGGUUGACAAUGGUAUUAUAUACAGUUGUGAAUUGCGAUUAAUUAUGAGGCAUGUUAUUUGCUGCCAACUUAUAACCCAAACCCAAUACUAACCCCCAAAGAGGUGGUUCGAUAAUGCAGUUAAAAGCUAGCUCUAACGCUUAACACCACCCACACCCCUCCCCCAAGCCAAAAUAUUGGAAAUUUUUUUUGCACCAAAAGUCCAAGUAAAAGCGCUAAAGCCUAACAAAAGCUUAAAAAUUUAGGACCAAGGAUCAGACUAACAUUGCAACUGGUCUAGUGUAGUCAGGUUUGGUACGUUACAAAUAUCAAUAAGGCUAAUUUAAUUAUUCUUUAUUAUUUAUAAAAUUCAUAAGAUAAUCAACAUUAUAUUCUGCUGGUGUGAUCCGGUCUCAAUGUUGAUUUGGCCUGGUGCGAUUCGCUUUGGAAUGAACCGUUGCACACCCUACCAUAUUGGGUAGGAUUGGUUUAUUUUUGCUAGCGAAAAGAGAAAAAAUGACGCGAUUGUUUUUGGUAAAGUUAUCCUUUCUUUUAUGAGGACAAUCCAAGUACCAAAUCGGUAAUACAAGUGAAGGAACCCUUGUAUAUUAGUGUCCAUCAAGCUCAUUAGUACGAGGCCUUUUGGGGAGGAUACCCAAAGGUAAAACCGUGCAGGCUUUGCUCAAACCGGACAAUAUCGUAUUAAUGGGCUGCCCAGUUAUGACAAGUGGUAUCAAAGCCCUGGUUCCGGUUCAUGGUGGUGGACGUCAGUUUGGUGGGACCCUCAUUCGAUGGACCUCUGGAUUUGAGAUCUGCGUUUAUCUGGCGGGUCAAGGUGAUUCACGUCUGUUUGGUGGAUCCACAAGAGAUCCACGUUUGGGCUUUGGUGGAUUAAGGGAGGUCCGCGUCUGUCUAGAGGAUCUAGGAAGGAUCCAAGUUUGUUUGGCGGAUCAAAGAGAGUUCCGCGUCUGGUAAAGUCCUUGUACCGAGAAGCCCAUCGAUACAAGGCGAGAUUUGAGAUCUGCGUUUGUAUGGCGGGCCAAAGGUGAUUCGCGUCUGUUUGGUGGAUCCAGGAGAGAUCCAUGUUUGGGCUUUGGCGGAUCAAGGGAGGUCCGCGUCUGUCUGGUGGAUCUAGGAGAGAUCCCCGUUUGUUUGGCGGAUCAAUGAAAGUUCCGCAUCUGGUAAAGUCCUUGUACCGAGAAGCACAUAGAUACAAGGCGUUUGGCAGAUCAAGAUAAUUGCUGAGGUGAGACACAAAGUUCGUGAUCCUUGGCUUGAGGGGAGAAUUGUUAUGGGACAAUCCAAGUACCACAUCGGUAAUACAAGGGAAAGAACCCUUGUAUAUUAGUGUCCACCUAGCCCAAUUAGUACGAGGCCUUUUGGGGAGGACACCCAAGAGCAAAACCGUGCAGGCUUGGCCCAAAGCGGAAAAUAUCGUACUAAUUGAGCACCCCAGUAUGACAUGUGGUAUCCGAGCCUGGUUCGGCGGAUCCGGGGCGGUGGACGCCAGUUUGGUGGACCUCAGGAUUUGAGAUCGUCUGUUUGGUGGAUCAAGGUGAGAUCCACGUUUGGGUUUGGCGGAUCAAAGAGAGUUCCGCAUUUGUGAAGCAAAUCAAAUAGAGUUCUGCGUUUGGUAAAUUCAUUGUACCGAGAAGCCCAUUGAUACAAGGUAGGGAUGGCAAUGGGUCGGUUUGGGUCGGGUUUUGCCAAACCCAAACCCAAACCCAUGGGUUUAUCCGUGAAAAAAACCCGGGGUAAAACCCACUAGGUUUGAAAAACUCAAACCCAACCCAACCCGCUGGGUAUCCGCGGAUUCAUGGGUACCCAUGGGUUUUUGUCAUAAAAAAUUCACAAUAACAGGUUCCUAUCAAAAUUAAAGUCAAAUAUCAAUCUCUCAGUACAAAUUAUCCAUAUAUAAAACACCAUUCUAGAAAAUCCAAGCAAAUCACAAAUUAACUAUACAAUUGUUCAACACCAAUCAAGAAAACUCAAGAAAAUUGAAGCAAAUCACAAAUUAUCCAUAAUUAACGUGAUUAAUUGAAAGCAUCUUCCUUUCAAUUAAGUUUUUCACUCUCCCCUCGAUAACAUCAACUACUAGAAAGAAAAAAUUAGACAUGUCUCCACAAACAUUAAUAAGAUUAGUUGUUUAGAAUAUUAAAUUUUCUGAGAAAAUUAAUUACGUGGGUGUGGGCGGGUACCCAUGGGUCGGGUUUACCUAAACCCAAACCCAACCCAACCCGGUGAAUAGUGAACAGGUUUAAACCCAAACCCGGCCCAAAAUCCGUCAACACGGAUUUUACCCGCGUUGACCGGGUUGGGUCGGGUGGAUACCCGUGGGUUCGGGUUUUUUUGCCAUCCCUAAUACAAGGCGUCUGGCGGAUCAAGAUAAUUGCUGAGUUGAGGACAUGAAGUUCGUGGUCCUUGGCUUGAGGGGAAGAUUGUUAUGGGACAAUCAAAGUACCACAUCGGA
This is a messenger RNA of Linum trigynum, 7074 nucleotides long. Lineage: Eukaryota; Viridiplantae; Streptophyta; Magnoliopsida; Malpighiales; Linaceae. The record is from the annotation of a GenBank genome assembly.